GUAGACAGUCGCGCCGCGGCUGCAGCAGCGGUGGGGACUCCUUGUUAAGGCAAGCAGCGGCAACUGCUAGUAAGAGCGAGCAGCUCCCCCGCCUAAACCCAGGAGCCCACCAUGCCUGCGCCCCCGCCUCGCCGCCGACUGCAUUGCUAGAAGCAAGAGGGGCCUCGGUGAAUGCACUGGCUUCGCGGAGCGAGAAGUCCAGACAAACCUCACGGGCAGUGGCUUAUCGGGGGAGAGCCUGCGCAGCGGAGAUGGGGGCCUGGCCCUCUCUGAUUCUGACACAGGUCUUUAGCAGGAGGCCGAGCGUGCUGCUCCGGCAGUAAUAGUAACCAUAAUAACACCUUCGAACAGAACCUUGCUCGGGCAUAGGGCCCCUGGCACACCAUGGCUGACUCCGAUGAGGCCUUUGGCCUGGCUCACACGCCUCUGGACCCGGACUCUAAAGAUCUGCCCUGCGACGCGAAACCUGAAAGCGCCCUGGGCGCCCCCAGCAAGUCGCCAUCCUCCCCGCAGGCCGCCUUCACCCAGCAGGGCAUGGAAGGGAUCAAGGUGUUUCUCCACGAAAGAGAGCUGUGGCUGAAAUUCCAUGAAGUGGGCACGGAGAUGAUUAUCACCAAGGCGGGGAGGCGGAUGUUCCCCAGCUACAAAGUGAAGGUAACCGGCCUGAACCCUAAAACAAAAUACAUCCUUCUCAUGGACAUUGUCCCCGCAGAUGACCACAGAUAUAAGUUUGCAGAUAACAAAUGGUCCGUGACCGGCAAAGCCGAGCCUGCCAUGCCGGGUCGCCUGUACGUGCACCCAGACUCGCCUGCCACCGGGGCACACUGGAUGCGGCAGCUUGUAUCCUUCCAGAAGCUCAAGCUCACCAACAAUCACCUGGACCCGUUUGGGCAUAUUAUCCUCAAUUCCAUGCACAAAUACCAGCCCCGAUUACACAUCGUGAAGGCGGACGAAAAUAAUGGAUUUGGCUCAAAAAACACCGCGUUCUGCACCCAUGUCUUUCCCGAGACAGCCUUUAUCGCCGUUACUUCCUACCAGAACCACAAGAUCACGCAACUGAAGAUUGAGAACAAUCCCUUCGCCAAAGGAUUCCGGGGCAGUGAUGACAUGGAGCUGCACAGAAUGUCCAGGAUGCAAAGUAAAGAGUAUCCCGUGGUUCCCAGGAGCACAGUGAGACAAAAGGUAGCCUCCAACCACAGCCCUUUCAGCAGUGAGCCUCGGGCUCUGUCCACCUCCUCCAAUUUGGGGUCCCAGUACCAGUGUGAGAACGGUGUCUCCGGCCCCUCACAGGAUCUUCUGCCUCCGCCCAACCCGUACCCCCUGCCCCAGGAGCACAGCCAGAUCUAUCACUGCACCAAGAGGAAAGCAGAUGAAGAGUGUUCCACCACAGACCAUCCAUAUAAAAAACCCUACAUGGAGACCUCUCCCAGUGAUGAGGACCCUUUUUACCGCCCCAGCUACCCUCAGCAGCAGGGCCUGAGCGCCUCCUACAGGACAGAGUCCGCCCAGCGGCAGGCCUGCAUGUACGCCAGCUCUGCACCCCCUAGUGAGCCGGUGCCCAACUUGGAGGAUAUCAGCUGCAACACAUGGCCCAGCAUGCCCUCCUACAGCAGCUGCACGGUCACCACUGUGCAGCCCAUGGACCGGUUGCCCUACCAGCACUUCUCCGCCCACUUCACCUCGGGGCCCCUGGUCCCUCGGCUAGCUGGCAUGGCCAACCACGGUUCUGCACAGCUUGGAGAGGGAAUGUUUCAGCACCAGACCUCUGUGGCCCACCAACCUGUGGUCAGGCAGUGUGGGCCCCAGACUGGCCUGCAGUCCCCAGGCAGUCUGCAGCCCCCCGAGUUCCUCUACUCUCACGGCGUGCCUAGGACCCUGUCCCCACACCAGUACCACUCUGUGCAUGGAGUUGGUAUGGUGCCAGAGUGGAGUGAGAACAGCUAAAGUGGAACCUGCAUCACCAUAGACACCUACCAGAGAGAGAGAAAGAGAAAGAAAAAGAGACAGAAGGAGAGAAACAGUGACAAAGAGAACUCCGUGGACAAGAGACUUCGUGUGCCCCCAAGACCACCUCUGCCCUUUAGGCUGUUGGACGUGGAUCCAAUCUGUUGCUCAAAACCACGGUUUGAACCAUGUAACUUCAUUGCUUUGUCUUCAAACUCAACAAGCAAAUGAGAUUGGAUGAAUCCUCCACCCACAGUGCACUCUUCCUGGGCCACCACUUACCAGCCAGGCCCAGAUGCCCUCCUGGUGGCCUCCUGAGGGAUCCAAACACUUUGUCUCAUCAAGGGUCUCUUAGUGCAUAGUUGAAGCUUCCAUGUCUUGGCAUUGAUGUUGACUUUGUUAUAUAAUAAAUCAUAAUAUAUUUUUUUCUUUCCAUUUUCUUGAUGGGACCCAGUCCCUUACUGGGGAGCGCGGGGAGGGGAGGUCUUGAGGCAAGUAGGUUUCCAAAUCUGUACUUGUGGGGUUCCCCUUGGUGAUUGCCACCCCUCUCCCAAGAGCACCUACCUCUGCUGGGGGAUGUUUCUGGAAAGGCCCCUCGCUGCCUGUUCCUCCCGUCCUGCACUCCACAUCACCAUGGCGCCCAGUUUUGUCCCCUCUGUUAGAGUCUGGAUAACAAGGGGUUGCAUCUGGUGUCCUAUCUUAGCCGGCCCUAUGGCUUCGGGUCUUUCCAGCUGUCUGUUGCUCCAGCGUGGCCUAUAGCUUCCUGUCCGGAAAGCUUGCUUGGAACAACAUAAAAGGCCCUGCUGUACAUGUAGGGCCAGACUGUGAUAAGUGGGGAGCAAGCUCUGUUGCUGACAAGGGCUGUGAAAAAAAAAGUCAAAACAAA
This is a messenger RNA of Ochotona princeps (American pika), 2830 nucleotides long. RefSeq names its product T-box transcription factor 5 (gene TBX5). Bases 385 to 1944 code for a protein of 519 amino acids. Gene Ontology annotation, biological process: cardiac left ventricle formation; pattern specification process; regulation of transcription by RNA polymerase II. Lineage: Eukaryota; Metazoa; Chordata; Mammalia; Lagomorpha; Ochotonidae. Gene Ontology annotation, molecular function: DNA-binding transcription factor activity, RNA polymerase II-specific; RNA polymerase II cis-regulatory region sequence-specific DNA binding. Gene Ontology annotation, cellular component: nucleus. The transcript is spliced from 10 exons. The record is from RefSeq and is a predicted model, not a curated record.